Molecule: messenger RNA, 25278 nt
Organism: Pocillopora meandrina
Lineage: Eukaryota; Metazoa; Cnidaria; Anthozoa; Scleractinia; Pocilloporidae
Source: the annotation of a GenBank genome assembly
AUGCGAGACAUCAGCGUGAUCGUUAAUUUUAUUUUAUUUUACUUCUGUUUAUUACAUACGGCUAUCGCACAGUCCUUCGACUUUAGAGUUAAUCUUGAGGAAGGCAAGGACGCAGGGCAGCCAGUGCAUUCAUUCCCUUCACCAGCGAGUAAUGAAGUUUACACCUUUUUUCCGGCGCAAGAUGCCGAUUCAAAAGCUGCUCGAACCUUGUUUCAAAUUUCUGAACAAGGGGUCGUGACAACAACAAAACCGAUCGACUUCGAAAUCGGCAAGAAAAACUUCUACGACUUGGUGGCUGUGCGGCGUGAUCGAGGUGACAAGGAAGGAGGGGUUCCCUUAAGCAUCCGAAUCUCUAUAACAGACACAAACAACUUCGGUCCCACUUUCCCUUCAAAUUUGUAUCAUGGUAGAGUACAGGAAGAUUCUCCAGUAGACACUAUCGUGUUGGGUCUGGAAGACUGUUUUGCUGAAGACAGAGACACGGUGGGCAGCCUGACUUAUUCUAUAAGUGGCGGAAACGAGAAAGGGUACUUCAAGGCGGACAAAAGGACGGUUAGCGGCAUUAGCCGCGUUUUUCUUGUUUUGAAAACUACAAAUGUUAAGAUUGUAAGGGACGUCAACGCACCUGAAAUAACCUUAACCGUUCGUGCAUUCGAUGGUAAACGAUUUGGAACUACUAAAGUGACCAUAAAUGUCCUCGAUGUUAACAACAACAAUCCGGUAUUCGACACGGAUAGCUACUCGGCCACUAUCAACGAGGAUACCCCUCUCAUGACAUCUGUAUUGCGAGUUCGCGCUACCGACAAGGAUGUUGGUACCAACGGAGGUAUUUAUUACUACAUCAGCGGAGGUUCGCCAUGGUUCUCUGUCGAUGCUAUCACAGGAGUUAUGAAAGUGGUGGGUCAGCUACCCAAUCAAGCAGUUGUCAACAUGGAGGUUAUUGCUCGAGACCGAGGUAGGGAUAGGACAAGAACCGACAAUGUAAAUGUGAAGGUAAACAUAAAUCUUAUUGCUGACUACCCCCCAGCUGACACAGCCAACCCAGGUGCAAAUACGGCUCCAGUGUUUCCAGAAGGAAGUUACUCAGCAAAUGUGCGUGAGGAUUUCCCAGUUGGUGCUGCCGUUCUUGUCAUCCACGCAGUGGACCGUGAUCCUCCAGGCAGAAAUUCACGCAUACGGUACCGCUUAAGUGGAGAUAAUGCUUUCCAAAUCAAUCAAAACAAUGGUGUGGUUUCUUUGAGGAACAAUUUAGAUUUUUCAUCUAAAAGUAGUUAUGACCUUAAUGUUAUUGCUGAUGACGAAGCUCAAAGCCCCCUGAGUGCAACAGCUUCUUUGAAAAUUACUGUACAGCAAGUGGACAAAAAUCGCUUUGCACCAGAGUUUCAGGCUCCAAAUAAAUAUCAGCGUGAAGCUUCAGUUCAAGAGAACAAGGCAAUCAAUACAAAAGUUGGUAGUUCUAUCAUUGCAUCUGAUUCUGAUGGUAAUCAAAGGCCCGAAGGUCAGGUUGUAUACUCUAUUGCAUCUGGAUCUGGCCUACCAUAUUUUAAAAUUGAUGAGAACACUGGUGAUUUACGCUCUGUUGCUGUCCUUGACAGAGAAAAGCAAUCUCAGUAUAACCUGUUGAUAGAGGCUCGUGAUAAAUCCCUUUAUCCACUAAAAUCUAACUUAUACAUGGUUAUUACAGUCAAUGGAGUGGAAGACAAUAAUCCUGACUUCUCUCAGCCUGUUUACUAUGCUAAGGUACCAGGAAAUGCCCCUUCAGGCACCUUUGUGACAGCCAUCCAUGCCAUUGACCUAGAUGGAGAUCCAGUAACAUACUCAAUUGAAAAUGCUGGAACUGUAUUUGCUAUCCAAACAAAUUCUGGGGUGAUCUCCACAAAAAGACCUCUAGAUCCUGCCAAUGAGGAGAGGAAAUUUGUGCUUUCUGUCCGGGCCUCAGCUGCAAAUAAGGAUUCUCGUGCCCAAGUGAUUGUUGAUGUUGUUAGUAAAGCAGACUCACCUCCAACCUUUGUUAAUCUUCCAUACAAGGCUACUGUGCCAGAAAAUCUCGGACAGAUUGAUAGCCUGUUGUGUUUAGCUGCCAAGGAUAGUCAAGAGAAACCUGUGAGGUACUCUCUUGUGAGUGAUACUGGUGGAAAGUUUUCAGUGGAGCAAGAUUCUGGUAAGAAUAACAAUAAAAAUGAUAAGGAAAUGCUAUUAAUUUUCAGUCAACUUUCUCUUAAUGACUUUCCCAUAGGUAGCCACUUUGUGAGUAACUGUUUUGUUUCUCGGUCUCUUCUUGGUGACUAGGACCACCAUAAGGCCAGAAAUUUUACAAACUCUUUUGCUUAAUAUUUCCAAAAAACAUACUACACUUAAGAUUAAAGGAAAUCACUAUGUUACUCAGAUUUUACAAACAUCUGGUUUAAAGGGGAAAAAAUAGAUGAAAAGAGUACCAAUACAUCUGUGUUGUGACAAUGCAAUUAGAAGUUUGUUAGGUAACCUUACUUGACAUGCUGUAACAAGGAACAAAGUUAGAACAGCAAAAGGGGUAUUACACAAUAACCAAGAGUGAGUUAGCAAAUGGUAUACAGUCAUAUAUUGCUUAGGAAAGAAGAUGUUUUUUAACUUUGUCCAUUUGCUUCAAUUAAGCGAUAAGACAAGAAACAGAAAUAACUAGUGGAUUCAUUCAGUGUUCGACUUUUUCUAUUCACUUUUCUCUUAAAUCACAAUCUCUCUUAAUCCUUUAACUCCUAUAACUGCAUGACUUAAACUCCUAUUGAUGCAGAUUGCAGAUUAUAAUCCUGGAAACUUGGGCUAAUCCUUGACAAAGUGCAAACCAUUUUUCCUGUAGUUUCAAGUUAUUACUACUGGUAUACCCAAAGUUAUCCUUUUUCAUGUUGUCUAAAAUGAUUGUUUAGUGUUCUUUCCUUUAAGAGGUUCUCAUUUAGGCAAAAUUAGUUACAAAUACCCAUUUUUACUUGUUUUAUUGCAAGUUAACAAAUAUCAAAAAGCAGUCAACAGUUUGGUUGAUAAAUUUCAUGUGACCUUUCAUGUUUUGUUUUGUUUUGUUUUUUUCAGGUCGCCUUUCUGCUACUGGCUCUUUUGAUUAUGAGGUCUUUACAGGAGGAGUGUAUCAAGUACAAGCUUCAAGUGGACCACAACAGAUUGCUACAGAAAGAGUUACCAUUACAGUCACAGAUACAAAGGACCCACCCAAGUUUAGCAAGAGUAGCUACAAAUUCUUUAUAGAUGAAGACACCAAAGCUGGCACUACGAUUACGGUAACAAAUCAAGAUGGUUCAUCUGGUGGAUUAGUAAUUGAAGAUGCAGAUACACAAAUAACAAAUUUUAGGUGUACAAUUGAGAACAUACAGUCCCUAGAUAUAGAAAAUCACUUCAAGAUAAAAUUAGUGACUAGCAACAACAACAAAAAUGGUGAAUGCAAACUAACAACUCAGUCACCAUUUGAUCACUUUGACACUCCCAAAUUUACAUUUGAGGUGCGAGCUACUGAUAAAAAUUAUCUCAACAUGUAUGCCUCAGCACAAGUUGAAGUUGAGAUAAGGGACAAGAAUAACAAUUUCCCAGAGUUUUCACAACAAAAUUACUUGGCUUCUGUGGACAAAAAUUUUCCUGUGAGGAAUUCAAUCCUGAAAGUCACGGCAACAGAUAGAGAUUCUGGCUCAUUUGGAGAAAUCACAUAUGAGUUAACUCAAGAUACUCAGGAUAGAAACAGGUAGAGAAAAAUUGCCUUCAAUUAUUUUUGAACUCAGUUCAUUGUUAUAGUAUUUUGGGGUUAACCACUUCCCUUUAGAAUGAGUUUCCCUGCAUCAGCACAAUAUAAAGCAAAAUAUUAAUUAGAACCUCUCUCAGAUCAGCACUACAUCUAAGAAUGAGGCCAUUUUUCAUGGAAAUGAGUAGGGGCAACAUUUGUCGUAAAGUUUUCCAGUUUAAAUGCCCCUAGUUUUCUUCCAUUGUAUCAAGAUCAUGAAGGUGGAAAGCCUAGAUGUUUUGAAAACACAAUUCAGGCUAGCCCAUUUUUUUGGCCAAAAUGAGAGAAUCAAUAAUACACAUUUCUGUAUUUCUGUUGAAAUUUCUGUGUUCUGUACUUUUCAAGAGAUAUGCAAAUUUUUAAUGAAGCACUUUCAUUGAAUAAAGAUUGUAACAAUGACAAAAAUUGAAAAAUGCUGCAAAGUUUAAGAGAGUAGAUACAUUUAAAAAUUCAAUUUUUUUUUAUUUACUGGUGUGAGUAUUCUUAUUUGUUUUGCAGAUUCAGUUUAGAUUCUAACACUGGUGUGUUGUCCAGUGCAAGUUCAUUGGCAGUGAAGACAUACAAUCUGAAAGUUCGGGCAUCUGAUAGGGGUAGGUGAAGGAAUUCAGGAAAUUGAGCUGUUCCUUUGACAUACAGCAAGGUGUUGCAUUCUUGGUACUAAGAAAAAUAGCCAUGACCCUAUUUCUCAUAAUCAUUAACAUGUAUCUGAUCAAGUGUCAGGUGCAAAUUUUGGUGGAAAGAUUUACAUAUAAAAAAUUUCUUGCUCUUUCCCUCUAUCUUGCAGUAGAUAGCUAUGACUAAAUUUCAAUUAUAGGACAGGCUAAUCUUUUAUAUUGUGUAACAGCUAUUAACAGGAUAUUGUGUCAGACAAUGCAAAGAUGAUCAGUAGUUGAACAAGGCAAUUUAAAAUUGUCUCUUUGAUAUUUUGCAUAAGUACCCAUCUAAAGAUACUCUCUUCAAUUGCUAUUUCUUACCAGUUGGAUAUGAUCUGGAACAAAAAUUAGGCUGAUGCUAUGUUUUCCUUUUUUUUUUUUAUUUUUUUCAGCUCAAUCUGGUAAUGUUAAAAGGAAGGAAGUUACAGUAGCUGUUCAUGUCUAUGCUCCUGGAACAGCAUUUGUCCAGUUUGAUCCAACAAGUUACUCUAAAGAUAUUGCAGAAAAUGCAGCAAAAGAAACUCUUGUAUUCACAGUAACAGCCAAGGGACCAAGUCCUAUUAAAUAUUCUAUUGUUGGUGGCAAUGUAAACAAUGCCUUUAAAAUUGCGCAGAAUGGACAAGUCCGAGUGGCAAAUUCUCUUGAUCGUGAGACACAGGCAACAUAUAAACUGGUGAUUCGUGCUGUUGUAGGUAGCACUACAUUGGGUUCAGAGGUGACCACUACCAUCAAUGUGCUAGAUGUGAAUGAUGUUGCACCAAAAAUAACAUUCAUGGAUGCUGAACCUAAAGAUGUAGCAAUUGAAGACUUCUCACCCAAAGGAAGCUUUGUGAUAAAGGUAAGUUAUUAUCCACUAGCAAUAGCAAGGAUUUUAAAAAUGUUAAGGGCAAAGUAAAAAUUGUCUCAGGCUUUCUCCAGGUUAAAUUUUUUUUUUUUUUUAGAUUGUAGCAGCCAGCACUUUUCUGUCUUCAACACAUGUAGUGGUUGUAUAGCAUUUAUUUAGAACUCAAGAUAAUUUUUAAUUGUAAAUCGUUUAAGAAUGUUUUUAGUGAGUGGAAAACACAGGGUUUGACAGGAGCUUUUCCAGUCUGUUUUGGAUUUGUUGCUUUCUUUAUCUGCCCAAAGUGAUCAAAAUGGAACUUCUUCCUACAAUACUCUAUCUAUACAUAAUCCAGUAAACAGGUAAUGAGAAUACUCAAACUUAUCAGGCAGAAGUUGUUAUUUUGGUCUAACACCAAAUUCUUGUACCUAAUUUACAAGGAAAUGCUUUGCAGUACCAAUCAGAUAUUGGAAGUUAAAUGCUUGAGAUAACAAAAGUAAUUGUACAAACAAUUAACUAGUAACACAAAAAGAUUUGACUGAUGCAUCCAUGAGAAUCAUAAAUGGUGCAAGUUAUGGAAGUUGGAUUAUUGUAAGAUUGGCAGAAAAUGAUCAUGUGUUGAUUCCUCGUGCCAGCCAGGGUUGAAUAACAUGUUGUGAGAGUUAGCAAGGAUUGGAGUUCCUGAGGAUAGAGUUGUAGUAGAUGUACAGUGCAUGGAAAAUUGAGUUGAAAUCAAUUUUUGGUUGAGUUAGUUUUCAGUUCAGUUGUCAGGAGUCAACUGAAACUGUAUUAAAAAAAAGGCUUUUAGUCCUGGAAAGUGGUGGUGCAUUGUUUUUGUUCUCUGGCACUGUGGUCUGUGCAUGUAUGUUCAUACGAUGAAUAGAAAGGAAUCAAUUCCAUCCUUUUGAUUUGUGAAGUGUAUAUUUUUAAAUAUAAUUUGUGACCAGAGGCCAUGAACAGUCAUGUUACAUUCCUUACAUAAUUUACUAGCUUCUUUUAAAUCCACCAGAUAUGUUGUAGCUUCAUUUUUAGUGGGAAAAAUUAAUGCUGUUGAUCAAAGUAGGCAAGGACUGGAUCAUGGGAAAAGGGGGAGGAGCUCAGUGGAGUGGAUAUCGUUGAGUUUUUGACAGCUUGUUUCUCUAAUUGUGAAUGUACUGUGUAUAUUUAGGCUUUCUAGUCAGUUUCUAUUCAGAAAACAAGUUCGUGGUUGUUCUAGAAAUAUAUAUAUUUUGUUAACUAUAUUGCUAUUAUUUCAAAGAGGUUCUAAAAACUUCACCAUAUUUCAAUAUUGUUUUAGGUAACUGCCAUUGAUCGUGAUGCAGGUGCCAAUGGACAGGUCAAAUAUAGUAUCACCACAUCAAACACUCCAUUUCAGAUAGAUCAGAAUACAGGUGUCAUUACAGCCUCACGGGAAAUAAGGUAAUGCUAUGAAUCUUUGGACCAUACGUUCAUGACCUCAAUUGUGUUUAUGCUGCUGACCCAGCUUAGAUAGUGACGAUGCUAGGGUAAUGGACUUGUUGGAGUUCCAACAUAUAUGUUAGUUUUAUGUAGUCCUCGGCUACAACACAGAAACCUUGUUAUAUCAAUGAUUUAGGUAUUCUUCAUUUUCCCUCUUCUUACAUGAUUGUUCAUCAAAGUAUUGCGGGUGUUUCAUUCUGUUUCAAUUAGGCGAUCUGAACAGCUGGCGUGGACUAUUGCUGUUCAAGCUAGUGACAGCAAAGGCAAACAAAGUCUUGCUUACCGCCUCCGGGUCACCGUAACAGAAGGAUUACAAGCACCACAACUGUCUCCAACUUUUUCAGUUUCCUUGGAUGAAAACAAACCUGUUGGUUUUUCAGUAAAAGAUAUUUCACCAACAACACCGAAUAAUAACUACAAGUACAGAAUCCUAGGUGGAAAUACCGACGAAGCAUUCUGUAUUAAUCACGAUGGUGUUAUAAGCGUGGCCAGACCCUUGGACAGGGAGAAAAUUUCCUCGUAUUCAUUAAAAGUGUCCGUUUCUGUGGGAAAUAAGGUCAGCAACACGACUGUUGAUGUGAGGGUUAGAGACAAAAAUGAUGAUGCUCCUCGGUUUACUAAAACCGUCUACUCUUUCGAAGUUAGCGAAGACAAAGGUAAGUAAAUUAAUAAAUGGGGUAGGUUUCUAGUGGUGCUGGGUCGGUGGGCGGUACUAUAAUAUAUAAUUUUAAUUUAUCCACUUUGUUGAUAAUGGAAAUUGGUCACCAUAGAGAGUUUUUAAAAUUGAUGUUUUGAGCGUUUAACCCUUCGUCAGAGCGCUAGUAACAACAAAGAGGAUCAGCGUUCUCUAGUAGUCAGCGGUUUUUUUGCAUGUGUCGCAAUUCGAUAUGCUCUUCGUUCGAGGCGUUCUUGCGUGUGCUUUGAGCGUGAACUUGCAGCGUUGUGAGGAGUGCCAGCUCAUCGUCCAGGCAGUUUUCCCCACCCCUUCCCUCCCUCUUUCCACCGUUUAUUCAGUGACAGGUGCCUGUUUCCCUUUCCUGUGUGGGGGUUCAUUGGUGGGUUGCCAUGAUUUGCCAGCCAUGGGAGAAGUCUCCAUCUAGGAGCUGGCUGCCAAUAGUGGAAGCUCGUGGAUGUUUCAGGCAACCAACCUCCUCUUAGCAAUGCAGUUGUUAAUUAGUUAUUUUGGUAGCAAUCAGCUAGCUUUCCUUAUUCAUACAAGAUUUGUUCAUUGUACCAUAGAGAGCAGAGGAUUUGAAUUUUACCGAAUUUCCAUAACCUUAAAAGUUGCAGUGUGACUGGCUCUUGUAGUUAUAAAGUUGUUUUCGUAAUUGUAAGACUUCUUUUCACUGGAAAUACAAUCAAAUCUUACUCCUCUACUCCCUGUGAUUAAACGGUUCUGAAUGGUACAUACAGCUUCUAUCUGUCAGGCGGUACGAAUAGCUUCGUCAGUCUUUGGUAGUGCAGGAUGCACUAUAGGGACAGGUCGUGUAUGAUGUAAAGUUGCCUAUCAUCCACGACCUUUUCAUUCGAGAAUGUUUGUAGUAUUGUGGAAAGUAACCACAAUUUCAAUGGAGGGGGAAGGAGAACUCUGGUAUACAAUGAACAUUUCAAGUGAUAGAGCUUAUCUUCGCAUUAGGCCUUUCUGAAGCUCUCUCCUCUUAAUUUCGCAAAUGAAAAUCGCUCCAUGGUAUGUGAACUGUGUUGCUUCACAUGCAUUGCAUUGCUGAUUUGGGUGGUGGGCCUUGAAUUUCAUGCUGCAUUUUGAUUUUUUCCCUUUCUGUCAAAGGUUUUGCUCAAGAAGUAGGCAAAGUGUCAGCCGAAGAUAAAGAUACUGGAGAUAAUGGAGAAGUCGAAUAUCGGUUGUUAUACGCUGUGAAUGUAAACUCGAAGUUUAACGUUGACUUGAAGACUGGCUCCAUUAGUACUAUCCCUGCCCCGGCUGGCACCCUUCCCUCUGAUAGGCCACUUGACUUUGAACAGAUCAACCAGCACGUUUUAUACAUCCGUGCAGCGGAUAAAGGAUUUCCUUCUCUUUCCAGUAAGUCGCACGCUUUUGCAUAUAAUGCCAUAGUCAGUAGAGCUGAAUUAAAUUUUUGUCUACCCUAGUGAUGAUUUAAGCAGAUAGUAGUGAUAAGUUUCGAACUCUAAGACACAAUAAUGUAAAGGUUUGUGAGUGUGUUAGUUUGUUUUUAGUUUAACCAGAUGUCGAAAACGAUUCAGGGAGAUAAUACUUAACUAUCAUAGCUGAAUAAAUGAAUACAUAUUGAAUAAACAGAUGAAUCAGUAAGUGAAAAAAGACGCAUUAGAAUAUGCUUUGUAGGGAAAUACUAGUAGACACAAGCAUCCAUGAGCCAAAAGUCACGGAAGAUUUUUUAUACAUCAUUCUUCUUGAGGGUAAAUACCAGAAAAAUUACCUAAUUUACCCUUCAGCUGUCAACUCUCCUUUCUGCCUGCCGUACAAAUUUUAUGAUGAUAGUUCGGAGAAUUCGUUAUUGCUCGUUUAACAAUUCCCUAAUUGAUAUUUAUCUUUAUUCUCAUCACUUGUCUGCUUGAUAUUGUAUCGAUAUUGUAAGGAGAAAUUCCCUACUGAUGUCUCAUGGGAAGUAAAGGAUUAAAUUGUAGCGUUGUAGAGCUUGCUAUUGAUAUGACUAUGCUGAUACAAAAUUAUCGUUCAUAAUUACUUAUGAAAUUCCGAGGGUGCAACUCAGUAGAUUCAAAAUAAAAUAUCCAGGAAAGUUACAGGAAUGGACCACUGAAUUCUGAAAAACUGCUCUUGAAAUCGAAAUCUGGAAGCAACAGUUUAUUUACGCUAAUCACGUGCUUACCAGCGUGCUUGUGGGCUCCAUACCAUGCCCGUUUCAGUGCACGAUCACAGCUCGGACGCUUCUUGCAAAAUGUGAUGACUGAUUCUUCAGUUUCCAGCUUUAGGAAAAAGAAGUGUCGUAUCGCUGGCAUGUUCAUCAUAAACCCGAGAAUGAAGUACGUUUUACUAGAGGUGUUGUGCGAAGAGGAAGUGGCUCCAUUUUUUUUGAGACAAACCAUUUCCUUUAGUUCGAACGAAUCGAGUAGUAAGCAUGAAAACAUAGCGUUGAAAAUUACGAUGACCAAACAAUUUGCGUCAUGUGCUUUUUUUUUUUUCUUUCAAAGCCAUCGCCAAGGUGAUAAUCAACGUCAAAGAUGUGAACGAUCAGACCCCUAAGUUUUCAGCGGACUCCUACGUCUCCAAAGUAGCCCUCGAUGCCAAAGUGGACUCUCAAGUCUUAUUGGUUGUAGCCACGGAUUUGGAUAGUGGUGACAAUGGUAAAGUGGUUUACAACAUUACAGGUGGUAAUGCGGAGGGGGCCUUCAAAAUUGAUCCUGAUACUGGUGUCAUUAAGGUGAAAAGGUCUCUGACAACAGUCUCGGCUUCUACUUUUACACUUGAUGUUGAAGCCAAAGACAAAGGAAAUCCGCCGAGAAGUACACUCGCUAAAGUGGAUCUGAAUGUCUUUUUACCUGAUGGACCGCCCAAGUUUGUCGUUAAACCAGUCGUUCAAGAAGUCAAAGAAGGCAUUAAAGCGAACAACAGAGUCAUGGUCGUGAAAGCGGCCACCUCUGAGGCUCUCACCUAUGAAAUAGUAUCUGGUAACGAAGAUGGCUUGUUUCGGAUUAACCCUUCCACAGGCGAAAUUAUGGUAACAAGGGAGCUGGACUACGAGGAAGCUCAAGAACGUAGGCUUUUUGUGCGAGUGAUGGACACUAGAGACCGCAGUGAUCAAGUGACUGUGAUCCUUCAAAUCAAGAAUAUUAACGAUAACGCGCCCACGUUCCCUGGGGAGGUCGAUGGUUUUGUGGAAAGAAAAGUAGAAGACGACUUCCAGAUAGGCGACUCUGUCGCCCGUCUGUCAGCCUUUGACGGUGAUGUAGGGGACAAAAUCACCUAUACGUUAUCUGAGAAUGCACGGGCAUCCUUUUCUAUAAAUAAAGAAGGUUUCUUGAUAGCCAAGAAACCUCGCAAGGAUUUCUCAUCUCCUGUAACUUUCAAGUUGACCGCCAAAGACAACGGUUCUCCCCCACGCGAGAGCAAGGUUGAUGUGCAGCUUGUGCUGGUUAACUACAGACCGGAGCAGCAGCAUCCAGUUAGGGUGUAUGUAAGAGAAGACAAAGAGGUCGGUAGUGUGGUCGCUAUAGUUCCAAGAUACUUUCCUGGUGGCACGCUAUCAAUUAUCUAUCCGCGGAAAGCCAACUUCACUGUGGAUAAUUCUGGCCGAGUUCGCAUGACGACACCAUUUGAUUUUGAAGCGAGGCAAUUUUUUACUUUAACUGUCCGAGAACAAGAGCCUGCCCCGCUCAGUCGUACAAACGAUGUAGAUGUAGAAAUCAAUGUGAUAGACAUCAACGACAAUAAACCUGUGAUGAAAAUGGUUGAGUACUUUGGCCGUGUUAACACUAAUUCGCGGCCAGGAACGAGCGCGUAUCAGCUUAAGGCCGAGGAUAAGGACGGUGGUUCGAGUGGGAGGAUUGGCUACCAGAUGGUAUCUAGAGGAAUACCUUUCGCCAUCAAUCCUAUAACUGAAGUUGUGGAGACGGGCGGUAUUCUGGAAGACAGGGGAGGGUACAAUGUCACUUUGUUUGGCUUUGAUUUUGGCAUUCCGCGUCAGUUUGGCGAUUCGGUGUACCUUGAUAUCAAGACUGUCAAUUUCAAACCACAAUUUUCUGAAAGUUCAUACAAGUUCGAAGUGUUUGAGAAUGAUCUUCCCGGUAAGGUGAUUGGUGUUGUCAAUGCGACCAGUGCUUCUGGAGCAAGACUGGGUUUCUCAAUAAAGCAAGGUGACACGGAAAACAAGUUUUCCAUUGAAUCUACUGGUGAACUUAUAGUGAACUCGAGGUUAGAUCGAGAAAAGACAAGCAUGUACAACCUGAAAGUUGCAGCAACAGAGCAGAUUCCUCGUGGGUACUCAAAUGAUGUAGAUGUUCACAUCUCGGUGAAGAACGCUAAUGAGUACUAUCCUUACUUCCCUCAGAAGGUGUAUGAAAAAUCCAUCAGUGAAGAUGUCGGAUCAGGCGCAUCGGUGCUUGGUAUCACUGCAUACGACUGUGAUUGCACAGGUUGUAAAUGCGAAAACGCCGAGCUGAAAUACUCAUUGGAAGGUACCAGUGUUUUUAAAAUUGAUGAAGUCACUGGCUUGAUAAGCGUUGGUGAUACGCCGCUUGACUAUGAAACUCAAAGGAUACACUUAUUUAAAGUUGUCGUGGAGGAUUUUGGCGAAAAGAAGUUCUCUUCUAGGUCGUUUGUCAGGGUAACCGUACAAAAUCAGAAUGACGAAGAACCGAAAUUCCAGAAAGGAGAAUACAGCAUUGAUAUUGCAGAAGAUGCAACGACUAAGAAAGCUCUAGCAGCCAUCCUUGCCAGAGAUGCUGAUGGCGACUCUUCAGUGUACACGAUAACCAGCGGCGAUGGCGGCGGCAUCUUCGACAUUAAUCGAGACACUGGUGUGCUGUCACUUAAACAGAGUGUUCAAGGAAAGCAAACCCAGUACUCUCUCACAGUGCGGGCAACAGACACAGGUAGAAAUCCGAAAUUCGAUGAAGUGCGUGUUGUGGUCAACAUCGAAGACAUCAAUGACAACCGACCAGUCUUCACUGUUUGCCCGGAUGAAGUGACCGUCGAGGAGAACAAACCGAGAGGUGAGAGGGUAACUCAAGUCACUGCUGUAGACAAAGACAGAGGACGGAACGGGGAAGUGGAGUACAAGCUUGUUACAGGUGGUGAAAGGCUAUUCGAAAUAAAUAAUUCCACUGGUCUGAUUACGACAAUAACCAGCUUGGACCGGGAGAGUGAAGAUCGUCACACGUUAAUAGUACAAGCCGAAGAUGGAGGACAUGGAAGAAAUGAAGCAGAGAGGCUUCUCUCCUAUUGUAUCAUAGAAGUCAAAGUAGCCGACGUUAACGAUAAUUAUCCCGUGUUCUUCACAAGGCAAUAUUAUGGCAGUGUGUUUCAAGGAGCCCCAAUAUCUACGACCGUCUUGACUGUGAGCGCUACGGACGAUGAUGUAGGAAGCAACCAGGAAGUGGUGUACUCCUUGGUUGGCUCCAGUGACAAGUUUAAAGUCGAUGGAGCUACUGGUAACAUCAUAACAAUCGCGGACUUAGCCAAUUUCCAACAAACCGUACAACUGAAAAUCCGGGCAUCGAAUCAGGCUACCCCAACCGCUACGAAAACAAGCUCAUCGGAGACUACAGUUGAGAUUAAUGUUGUAAACAAGCAACCACCUAAGUUUGAACCAAGUAGUGUUUAUACUUCCGAUAUUCAAGAAGAUGUGAAAAUAGGAAGUGCUGUGGAGACGGUGAAAGCGGUAAGCCAGGUCGACCCCACGAAUGUGAUUUCGUAUAGUUUGGUGAAGUCAUACUUCAGAGCUGAGCAGAAUUUCAAGGUUGACCCAGGAACAGGAGUGAUUUCAACUGCAAGUACGCUUAACUUUGAGCAGCAGAGUAACUACAAGCUUCAGAUUCGCGCUCGAGAGAAUAAGAAUAAUCUGUAUGCUACUUGCUCUGUCAUAGUACGACUUAUAGAUGUAAACGACGACACACCGACAUUUAAACUUGAAGAGUACUCCGCCAGAGUUCCCGAGGAAACAGCUGGAGGCUUCAAUGCGAUCACGGUCAAAGCAGAUGACAGGGACACCGGCCUGUCUGGUCAAGUCUUUUAUUCCCUUAAGACGUCUCAGAAAUUCAGGAUAAUUCAAAGCAAUGGCACCAUCUUCAGCCAAGCGAAAUUUGACAGGGAGGCGCAAGGGACUCACACUGUGUUCGCGACCGCCACAGAUAAAGGCACGCCACCUCUCGAGGCCAGUGUUGCUGUUUCCAUUGCAAUUGUGGAUCAGAAUGACGAGCCCCCCGUCUUUAAACAAAGGUCAUAUGAGGCUACUGUUCAAGAAGAUGCUCCCAUAGGUACCUCUAUCCGUGACCUAUCGGCAACGGACGCUGAUAUUGGAGACAAUGCAAAGUUGGAGUACUUUAUAUCCGGCGGAGCACAGUCCCAGCUUUUCAGAAUGGAGACGGUUUACAGUCCCCAAAACGAAGGUAUUCUCUAUCUUGACGGCAAGCUGGACUUCGAAAGCGUAGAAACCUAUACCAUUAAAGUAACGGCUACAGAUAGAAAAAACAGCGACACUGUGGACGUUGUCAUCAAGGUAAGCAAAUCAUAAAUUUGGGCUUACUGUACUGACGAAAUAGGUUUAAGGGUGUUAGAUUAACCCUCUUACUUCGAAGAUUGAAUAGCAUCUAAUUUAUUUUUGCAUAUCACCCUUGGGUCAUACAUUAAGGUCGUGAGAAUAAAGGAAAUCACAGUACAUAGAAGCUCUUUAUUAUUUAACCAAUUCUCCGUGUCAGCACCCAAGGAAAUGUUUGGAGAACAGUAUGGAGAAUAUUCUUGCUGAUGUUAGGGUGUAAAGGGUUAGGUAAUAACCGCAACACGUGAUGGCAUAGAGUUUUGGAAGGGUUGUUCCCGAGCUGUUUGCAACCAAAGCUCAUGAUGUCCCUUGACCUUUGCAUGUUAUGGGCGUAGCAAGCCUAUAGGUUCUCUAUUUUCUCGCCAGUCACGUUUCGAUGCUGAAGAGUAUUUCUCAUAUUUAAUGAAAUGCAGCAGGAUUUUUAUUGAACUUUUGCGUUAAAGGACUCUUAUCACGUUUACAUAGAUACAUAGCCGGUUAAGGUGCUCCACAUUAUCCGAAGCUGAUGGGUUAGUUAAGUUAUCAACGCUUGGAUUCUUAACGGAUGUGGUUAUCUUUGUUUUGGCAGGUUAUUGACACAAACGACAACGUCCCAGAGUUUACUACGCUGAUCUAUGAAGCAACGAUCAAAGAGGAAAUUAAGGCUGGUGAAAAGGUGGUACAGGUUUCUGCAACGGACUUGGACAGUCCCAAAAUUCAGGAUCCAUUGGCUUACUCGAUUGACAAGACAGGACAGAGGUAUUUCUCAAUCAACUCUGAAACUGGCCAGAUUACCACCGCCAAUGAGAAGCUUGAUCGCGAAAAAGACCCAAUUGUUAGCUUUUACGUCUUCGCUUAUGAUGGGAAACAUAGAGGAGAGGCCCUGGUACGAGUCAACCUAACUGACAUCAAUGACAAUGCCCCGUACUUUCCAAACCCUCCUUAUGUCGGCUAUGUGGAAGAAAAUAAAAAUCCAGGUACCAGUGUGAUGGUUCUUCAAGCAGUUGAUUUAGACACUGGUGUAAACGCAGCAAUACAUUAUGAACUAGAGGACGAUGCUGGGGGCAAGUUUAAGAUUGAUAAAGACACCGGGCUUGUCACCACCCUUGAAACUCUGGAAAGGGAAGGCCCCGAAAACGAAUUUACUAUACGAGUGAAAGCUACGAACAGGCAGGCCGGUGGUAACCCACCUUUGUCUGGUACUGUUACUGCUACAAUCAAAGUUUCUGAUGGAAAUGAUAAGAGUCCAGAGUUUAAUCCCUUAAUUUACAAAGCAAAUGUUCCAGAAGAUGCCUUGCCCGGGUAUUUUGUUACCAAGGUGGUUGCUACCGAUAAAGACGUUGGUCCCAACGCUGAAUUAGAGUAUACAAUUAAAGCAGGCAAUGACCCUUACGAGUUUUACAUCGACCCAAGGAAUGGUCGCAUCCUCGUGUCUGGGCUUCUCGACUUCGACAAGGGGAAGAAAGCCUACAACCUGACAGUUACAGUUAGUGACCGCGGAAAUCCACCCAGGAGUGCCCCUAAACCAGCGUUGGUUUACAUUAACGUGAUCGAUGCCAAUGACAAUCCUCCAAUAUUUGUGCCUGCUGAGUACGACAAGAAAGUAUCGGAGAGUGUAAAACCGGGUGACACUGUUUUACUGGUGACAGCGGUUGACAAAGAUACCGGCACCAACGCGCAGUUCCAGUUCUCUAUCACAGACGGUGAUGACGCGAAUAUGUUUGCUAUCAGGUCCAACGCUAAAAAUAGUAGUAUUGGAGAAAUUUACACGCUACUGCAGUUAGAUCGAGAAACUGUUCCUCGGUACAAUUUGACCGUGACAGCUACUGACUCUGGAGGGUUGGAGGGUAUCGCAGUGGUGCAUCUUAUUGUAACCGAUUUUAAUGACAACGGCCCUUGGUUCAAGCCCCGAUACUAUGAGGGUACUGUCCAGGCGGGCAUAAAUCCCAGCCAAGGACAACCUGUCUUGACUCUUGAGGCAUACGAUCCCGAUGAAGCGAGUAACGGUCCUCCGUUUACAUUCUCCCUUGUGGAUUCGAACCUCAACAGUCGUUUCAAACUAACAAGAGCCACAGAUAAGACGGCCGAUAUGGCUGCUUUCGGAGAAUUCAACAGGGAAGUAAAGCAGCUGUGGAAAGUUGAAGUGAAGGUAGUUGACAGUGGAGUUCCAAGGAAGGAGAACAAAACUUUUGCGUACAUUGAAGUUGAAGAUGAAGAUAAUAAAAACGAACCGUUCGACGGAAAGCUGACCAUCAUUGUGAACGCGUACAACGGCAGGUUUGCCGGUGGAAUUAUUGGUAAGGCUUAUUACAAAGACAACGAUUACAAGGGCGACCAGAAUAAGUACAGCAUGGACAACCAGAACUUCUUCACCCUCAACUCAGCAACUGGUGAUAUCACAGCCAAGGCUAAUAUACCAAUGGGUACGUAUACAUUCAGUGUCGAAGUCGAAGAACAAAAGCAACGACCUGGUAAUUUCCCGAAGACUGUAACCUCUGGGGUAACAGUCAUAGUACAAAGUGUAACAAGUGCAGCGAUCCAACAAAGCGUGGCCAUACAGAUAUUAAAGAUAAGGAAAACGUCACUUUUUGUGGGUGACUACUACUCCGAAGUUCGAUCGGCGCUGGCGGAAAUUCUGGCUGGUGGCGAAACAGACCAAAUUUUAAUCUUCAGUAUCCAGAAGGCUCCUGUCAAUCGUGUUCCUCUCUCGGAUCUGUUUGGAGUGGAGAUUUACCUUGCUGUGAAGUCGUCUGGUAGUGGGUUUUUGGAUCGCCUGGAUGUUGUAAGGCGGCUGAUACAAGGGAAAGAGAGACUUGAGAAGCUAGGUGAGUUGAAUUCAGUAAGAAUAGGCCAAGAAUUCGCGUCUUCUGACUGACAAGAGUCUCAACCCCUUUAACAUAUCCAUUAAAGACAAGCGAGAUUUGUAAAGAGACGAACCUUAAGGAGAGUGUUAUGUGUUCAUUUGAGGCCAUAGAUACCCUUCGCUUGUUGUGAAAGUGUAAAUUUGCUGUUGUAUUCGUUUGCCUUGCUGAACACUUGUGAAACGCACGCCUAUAAACCCCGUAUUAGUGUGUCUUUAUUCCUUAUUUCAUAUCUUUUUUCCGAUGUACAGGACUAGAGAUCGGAAGCAUUGGUAUCGAUGCAUGUGCAUACGAACAGCAAAGAGUUGGGACAUGUAGUAACGUUGUUAAAGCGUCUUCAGCUUUCACCGUAGUGAGCGGUGAUUACGGUAAAAUUCCUGCUCCUGCGAGCUCUUUGACAGUGGUGGCUAUGAACGUCAAUCUUCAAGCAGAGUACACAUCUAUCAUCUUACCGGAUAUCAACUGCACUACGGGCACGCCCUGCCUUCACGGAGGAACAUGUCAUAAUGCCGUUCCCAAGGGAAUUAUCUGUGAGUGUAGUCGAGAAUAUCGAGGGCCGGAAUGUCAGAGCACCACCAGGACAUUUAAAGGCAAUUCGUAUCUCUGGCUGGAGAAGCUGGCCGCUUAUGAACGCAGCAUUGUCUCGCUACAGUUCAUGACCGAAACGGCAAAUGGGCUGCUUCUCUACCAAGGCCCUGUUUUUAAAGGUAACUUGUGCAAGUUUGUUCUCGGAAUUCCUAUUUAAAAAUGGCAACGAAUUUCUAGAUCGUAGCGGCUUCGAGUUUUUUUAGUAAAUGAGACCAUUUGGCAUUUGGAUGGGGUUUGGUGUGAUGUCAUUGUCAAUCAUACCAAAUAGUAAAUGAAGUAAUCGCAUUUGGCUGUAUUUAAUACUUAUGAUAUAACAGGUGGAUAUUAUGCUCGCUUGAGCCUGUAACAUUUUCUUAAGUGACAGUAGUAGUACGACCGAUUUUCGUUUUGUUUUUAUCACUCAGAUUCCAACAAUGGUUUACCAGACGUGAUGGCCGUGAUGAUGGUUGAAGGAUACAUAAAGCUUGUGCUCACUCUUGGCCCUCAUCCGAACGCUCCGUUAGAGCUGUACAUGAACCGAGGAGAUCGGCUGGACGAUAAGCAAUGGCACACGGUGGAGGUUAUUCGAGAGCUUAAGGUGAAAAAAUUAUUGUUCGCCACUAAAUUAUCUACUAUUUCGGAGUGUAAGGUAGACCUGUUUUGUUAUUGCUCGUUUGCAAUAAAUUAAUUACUUUUCCGAUCUGUUUCCUCCCCCCCCUCGCAGAAAGUGACUGUGAGGAUUGAUCUGUGCUCUAAAGCUCAGGUUGUGGAAGAUGAUGGACAAGUUGUAGAGAACAGAGCGUCGUGUGAGAUUGAGGGCGAAGUGUGGGGCUCCAAUGUGUAAGUAGUUUAACUCUUUUACACCCUAACAUCAGUAUUCAUAUUCUCCAUACUGUUCUCCGUACAUUUACUAGGGUGCCGAUAAGGAGAAUUUGUCCAACAAUCAGGAGUUUCUUUAGUUGGUGAUCAUUUCUUUUAUUCUCAUGACAUUGAUGUGUCAUUCAGUGGUGAUAUUGUAAGGAGAAAUUAGAUGCUAGUCACUCUUAGGGGUUAAAGGGUAAAUGUUUACUGUUGGAAGGUAUCUUCAUGAUAAAAAUGUUAUUUCCGACGAAGUUUGAACCAGGAACGAUGUCACCGAAGUGUUUACUGGGAGUCAGGAGGAAAUGCUUUAGUGGACAAUGGCAGAUGAAUCUUAAAUAUAACAAAAUUUCUUACGGAACACGAUAGAUUUCUGACAACAAGGCAAGGCAGUGUACAUUUAUUCCCUUCAGAAACACUAUCAUAUAAUGUUUAUUACUCUGGUAGAGAAAUAAACUUUAUGUGAACGUGUUUUAGAGAAUUUACUGCAGCAGUCAGGACGGCAACGCCAAGGAAAAAGUCGAUUAAUAACAUUUAUUUAUAUUUUUAGUUAGGAUUUAGCGAGUGACUUGAUGUGUUAACCGUCUCUUAUGACACCACACCCCCAAUGAUGUUUUGUUUGGCCACAUUGCCGUCGCCAUCGUAGUUUACCGAAGCCCCCUACUGUCUUCCCCGACAACGUUUCUGCAAUGAUGUUUUUAUUACCUCAUAUAUAGCAAUAAGCGUUCUAAAACCUCUCAGUCAUUUCCUCACUUAGUAAACGUUUAAUAACUAAAAUCAAGAGCGCUUCUCAUAACUCGAUCUUGAUCGACCAGACAAAUCAAUUAAUUCGAUCAAGGAGAAUAUCAUAUCUCUGCAGAUCAAAAGGAAACUAACCGAAAUAACCGAAAUUUACCAAGCUUGUCGGCAAGCUUUGACUUAGUUGCGAGCCCUCACUCUUUGGAGAUGUAUCCACUUUCGGUUCCUCCCUAAGUGCUUCUUCAAAGAAUUCGAUCCAUGUAAUGUAGACCACUUGUACCGAGGGCUUAGCCGUGUUACUUAGUACCUAACCUUAGGCCAGGGUGAACACAAUUCCUCUCGUUUGUCUCCUUCGGGCGUUCCAAUCCCAACGCUUAUAAACGCUGAGUACUACACUGGAAUCUUGAGUAAUUUUGACUUACUAUUUUCUUGCUCUAUAUUACAGGUACCUUAAUGGAUUUGGCCCACUUCAAAUUGGUGGAGUAGAGAACGCGCUCGAAAAUGCAAAGAUCAACUACGCUGGGUUUAAAGGCUGCAUAAGGAAUAUAAAAGACAACGAAGUAAUGUACGAUUUACUGAAUCCUCUUAAGGAAAGGAACACAGAAUUGGGAUGUAAUCUUGAAAACAAUCUGUGUCCGGAUUGUAACGAUCAUGGAUAUUGCGAGCCUUUGUGGACCAACAGUAUUUGUGUGUGCGACCUGGGCUACAACGGGCCCAACUGUAACUCAAGUAAGAUAUGUUGUAUUAGAUUAGAGUUCGUAAGACACGCACGAGAGGAGUUAUCGAUUUACCUUUCGCCACGCUUAGCUUUCCGAUGCUCUGGAAAACUUUGCUGUGUGUACUUGCACCGGUGCGAAUCGCUUGUAAAACAGCGGGCGGCAGACCUUUGUUGCUUGUAGUAGUGUUUCACGUUACUUUCAAAACCGAAUACAUACAUAAUCGGUAAAUAACAGGAGAGGGGGAAGAAAAAACUACAAAAUAUAACGAAACGUGCGCCUUUCCGGGCUCUGAAACGCACCGCGUAGUUUUUACGAACUAACGAAUCAACGCGCAUGUCGGAGAAUGCUGACGUAUUGGUAACGCAACGUAACGGAAAUGUUAACAGAAAUACUGAGGCAGGCGGGUGCCAAUAUACUGUGCUUUCAAAGCAUUUGACUUGGUGGAAACAGUUUUCUCUUUCUUGACUGCAAGGUGAUGUCUUUUUAUUCUGUAGUUACACGAAGUUAUUCUACCGCCGGAAAGGCAAAUGUUGCUCGAAAUGAAACAAAAACUUUUAGACCGUUGACGGCGGUGAUAGCUGCGAAAUGGGUUCGGUAGCACUGAACAUCGAAUUCUGCUUUUUUAGAUAAAAAUGCAAACUGAACUAAAUUCUGAGGACUACUGACUUUACUUUUGAUUAACAUCACAUCAGUCGGUUUUUGUCUUCUGGCGCCCUUGUUUAAGCCCUACCUAUGCUUGUAAGUUAAUCUCUUUUUUGUUUUUGUUUUGUUUGUUUGUUUUUUUACAAGGAACGAAUGCAAACUGGUAUAAACCCAACAGCUUCACUCAGUACCGAAUGAGGCAAACCAAAAGAAAACGCCGCGAACUUGUUCCCCCGCCAGUUUCAAUGACAAACGAAUUCUACACUAACAUUGCCCUUCAAGUUAGGAUCUCUCCCAAUUCUUCCAAUGUGGUUGUCUUCUUGGCUUCUAAUAGCCUGGGAACAGAAUUCAACAGGAUUGAUGUAAGAGCUUUGUUAUUGUUCAAGAAGUUACUGUGUCGCAUGAAAACUUGCGGGUUGCGAAAUACAACGCUGUAAAAAUGUACUAUCUUUAGUCCAAUAAAAAUUACCUUAGUAGUAGUCAGAUGGUAAGAGUAAGAUUUCUGUUUGAAUUUAUUAUUGUUUCAGCUCUUUGGGAAGCAAGGCAUUUUCUACUGCAAUUUUAUAGAAUGCAUAGUAAUAUUUUUAUUUGGAGUGUUUUGUAUGCAAUGUUGAACUGAAAUAUUACACUGUUAUGCAGCUCGAGUAGAAAAAUCGAAAAUAUAGUUCCUUUCAACAAUUCAAGGUACUUCGAAUCACCAACACUUGUUCCCGUAAAACUGGUGUUAAGUCUGGGAAAUGGUCGACAUUUCUAUUUCAUUCACUCAUUCCUUUUGUGAAACGUUUUAUAAUUAGACACGUUAGUCUGUGACUAACAUUGUAACCUUAAUAUAUUACAGGUAAAGAAUCACGUGUUGCGUUACGUCUUCCGGCUUGGUGACCGUAUGAAGAUCCUCAGUAUUCCCCAACUGAACAUAACAGAUGAUAAAUACCACACAAUUGUAGUCAAGAGAGUAGGUAACCGAGCAAGGCUUCAGAUCGAUUACAAUGGUAAAGUGGAGGGGACUACGGGUGGUAUACACAAACUGCUCAACAUGGGAGGAGGAAGCUUCUUUACUGGUGGCUUGCCUAACGUUACUGAGGUAGGGAAAGUCCUCUUAAUCUUGACCAUUUUACUCCCAGGAGUUACCGAUGAGUUAUUCCGGAUCGAUGUCAAUAUCUCAGCAACUGCGUACCUAUCCCUUCCAAGCCCAUUAUUAAUCCGAUCUUGUCAUCAUUUAACUGUUGAGGGAGGGUUAGACGCGCAGUUGCUGAGAUACUGACAUCGAUGAUAUAGUUUGAUUUGAUACCAAUUUCCUGGAUAUAAAUCUUUUAGAAUGUGUGGAACACGAUAAGAAGAAUUGACGUUCGGAUCUAGGGAGUAAAAUGAUUAACGCGGUGAAGAAAAGGACACAGCAAAUAGUAGAGGAUUCCUCGACAGUUUAACUUUACCUCGAAUUUUGUCAUAACUGUUCGGUAACUACUCAAAAACCUUACCCGGGAGAGACAAAUUAUGUUCACCGAACUGCGUUAAUGGGAUAAUCGACUAAAGCAAAAAAAAAUCAAUCUUGCCGAAGAAGACCGGGGAAAGAAAAAUUGCGAGCACAGACAAAUUGCUCAAAUACUUCACUCCAGCAGAAAAGUGUUCCCCCAUAAAGAUUCGAACAAAGUAAUUUUCUCUGCCAGCUUGAUAGACUCUCUUUUAACCGUUUUCUGGAGUCCUGUCCUUGAUCCUUUGGUUUGGAGGAGGGACGGAGGGACGCAGUAAUAUGAUAGUGGGGAUAAAUCAAAGGCAUACUGUUCUAAUAUGUGUUUUUUACCGUAAUAACUUGAACUAAAUUAGCACAGCCGAUAUACACAUGUUAUCUAACUUAAUGGUUAUUUUUUUAACCAGGAAUUAAGCAUUGCAUAACAUUUUUUCCAGGUACGAGUCGUAGAAGCGUUUGUUAACAGUGGCGGUAACGCCAUCUUGCGCACUGCCGACGGCAACAUCAUCUCAAGCGGAAUAGGAAGUGGAUUAUCAGGAUACAGUUCCUCGGAUGCCGAACUCAUGGGCACCAUGAUAACUGUUGGUCUUAGAGGAGAGGUGUACUCCUCAAGUUCGUUCAUGAAAUUGUAUUCCCCACUUGGAAUGCGAGCUCUAGUGGGUUCGUCCGGCCGUAUAUUUGUGGGACGUACUGCAACAACAAGUACGAGAACAUCUAUAAGGACUUACUCCUAUAAGUCAUACACGCCCAUCGGCGUGAAAAGUGGGGGCAAGAUUAAUGUUAGAGUCAUAUCAACGAAUUACAACCCAAGUGGAAGCUCUGUCGUUAUUAGUUCAACCACAGGCGGUAGUGCAGUUGGGUCUUCUGGUGGAGGUGGGUCAUCUGGUGGAGGUGGUUCUUCUGGUGGGGGUGGGUCAUCUGGUGGAGGUGGUUCUUCUGGUGGGGGUGGGUCUUCUGGUGAAGGGGGAUCUUCUGGUGGAGGUGGUGUUGUAACUGGUGGGGUUGGUGUUGUUGGUGGUGGUGGUAGUGUAGGUCGUGGUAUUGGUGGACAAUACGUCACUGGAGCCACGGUAUUAGGAGGUGCUAGCUCUGCUAAUGCAUAUGGACAAAUCAAUGCUUAUGGCACCACGCUUAGUGGAUGGACACUUCUGGGGGCAACCACUGAUGGUGCUAAGGCAGUUGAAGUGAUAGGAGAUUUCGGAGGUGAGUUCAAGGUUCUUAUAUAAGUGGCUCUUAAAAGCACCGUUAUAUUUAUAGAUGGUCUUUGUCGAUUAAGAAUCACGUCUAUGAUUAAAAAGAAUGCGUCUCCUGCCAAUCCACGCAGCCAACGAUGUCUCUGAGUUUGCAAGAUGAACCAAAUAUUGUGUUCUAAUUGGUUGUGCUAGCAAGCACAACCAAUUAGAAAUGGAACUAUUUUGGAGGCUUUUCCCGCCGAAAAUAAUCGCUCAAAGCAAGCAUUUGGUCCCACUAUAAAUUAUCUAUUGAUCAGGGUUUUUGGUUCAAGCUAGCUCAAAUUUGGCCAAAUUCUUAUUUUGCGUCCAAGUGGACCGAUAGGAACAUCUCUACCUGAUGCCUGGUUCCUUUCCAUACUUAUAUUAUUAACACAUUUUUCUUAGGAUGUACGGCGUCAAACAGUUACAAUGGCGUAGAUUUGGACAACGAUAACAGUAUAGAGGCACGGCGUCAGAAUGUGGAAUUCGGUUGUCCGUGUUCUUCAGGUUUCUGUUUGCACGGCGGAACAUGUGUGGAUGCUGUACCUCCUUAUUGUAUGUGCCCGCCUGGUUGGACUGGACCACGAUGCGAGACUGUUGUUACCAGCCCUAAUCCAGGUAUGGCAAAUACUGGUUUAUCCUAUAGUAACACUAUCAGUAUUUCUGCAUUCUAAUUUUAGCGUGAAAGUUCUAAUAUAUGGGUGGAACACUUCUAUUUUUCCCGCUUUUCAAAUUUUUCUGUCGUCUUUGUGCAUCGAACUCUUCAUCAGACGGACAUAUUUCUAACACGGACUCUUGGUGUUGGCCCUGUUAACGCCUGUCUCAGGGGGGGUUGACCUCAGGGCUUAGAUUUUCCAGAGAAGCAAGUAAAAUUAAUAUACUCUCGCUCUCUAUUCAGGCACACGUCCAGGAAGCAGGUGGGCGAAUCCUGCAGUUAUCGCAGUUGUCCUGGUCGUUUUGCUGGCCAUUUUAGCAAUUGUCGGCGCCGUAUUACUGAAAAGGCGACCAGUGCCUGCUGUGGUGGCUGUGGUUGAAGAUGGGCAUGUUCACGACAACAUUCGACCGUACCACGACGAAGGCGCCGGCGAGGAAGAUAACUUCGGUUAUGAUAUCACAACUCUUAUGAAGUACACUUAUGUUGAAAACGGUAUAGCUGGUACAGGUGGCGCAGGAAGUGGCAAGUUCAAGGAUGCUGGGGGUAUUGGCGAAGAAGAGUUCACCGUUGCAGAAAAUAAACCCCUUCUACAAGGAGCGAUGCCUGGUGCUGGUUUACGGCACGGGGUUACAACCAUGACUAAGCGUCGCGUAGUACAUCCUGAAAGCAUUGACGUGAAACAGUUCAUCGAUACGCGCGUUCACGAAGCGGACGGCGAAUACAUCUUAUCCAUUGACGAGUUACACAUUUAUCGGUACGAAGGAGAUGAUUCAGACGUCGACGACCUCAGUGAGCUUGGAGAUAGUGACGAAGAGCCGGAUGAGGAGGAGGAGCAAGAAUUUGCUUUCUUGCAAGAAUGGGGCAAGAAAUUCGAUAACCUUAACCGUAUUUUCAACGAAGACGAUUAAUUCAUGCAGCCGUUUUGUACAUAAGCUGAUUUUUUAAAGAUUAAAUCAAUAGGUUUAGGCACUUUGUUACUCUGCCUUGUUCAAGCUCGUCUAACCACCUCAUAUUUUUGACUUGGAACGUCCAUGACCUCAUUUUGUGAAGAACUGUUCGAAUACGCAAGUUAAACGAGAAAUUCUCGAUGAGACGAGAGUGCUUUUAAUGUGUGUUAGUACAUGUGUAACUCUUAUCGGACAAACUUGGACACUAGCGAGGUACUCGCUGUUAAUUUAAAUUAGCAAAGGUGCGGUUAGAAAAAAGGUUUUGUAUCAGAGGGAAAAUUUAACUCUGACAAAGAAGUUUUUUGUCAUUACCGUGUAAUAGUUAACAUUUAUGUCUGAAGGUUUUCGGUGCAAAAGACGAAUUCAAGUAACUUUGCCGUAAAUUGGGAAAUGAACUUUCUUUGUUUUAGCACAAUAAUCCCUCCUUUACCUUUGAAGUGAGGGGCUACUCGCGCCGGUAAGAACACAUAAAUCUAUUGCAGAGGUCCGUUUUCAAUAGUGUUACGCCUUCUCUUCCGUGUGUACAAUUGGAAAAGUUUAGAAACUUCUGAAGGGAAGGGAACGUAGUCUCAUGACUGGCUAAAUAUUCGCGUCUAAUAUUGAACUAAAAGUGUACACCUGGUGUAAAGUAUCAUUUUAAGAUUUCUUCGAGUUGUUUAAUUUCUUCAUUUUCGUCAGAUAAAGAUGGUGAUAGUGCAAUAACUUGCUAGAUAGAAGUCAAUAAAUUAUGUGUUUGUAGG